AAGAGAUAUACCUUGAUACUGUGAAAAGAUGUGGUUCAUCACACCGUUCCUUGUUAUCGUGACAGUUCUUGGAAAUCCAGAAGAAAACAUUGGCGUAAAAAAUGCCAAAUUGUUUGAAGGAGACAUGAUUUUAAACACCGCUCAGCGGUUGGCUGCCAUGAAAGGAUUGGAUGUUGAUAAACCAAGAGGAUAUGCGAGAGGUUCAGUCAUGAACAUGCAAUGGCCCGGAGGGGUAAUGAUCUACGAUAUCGAACCGAAGAUAGCUAGGGACACUAACAUGAUGUCCAUUCUCAAUAAAGCCAUUGAACAAUGGACCAGUAAAACUUGCAUACGAUUCCAAAAGCGCCAACGAGAGUAUGGGUACGCCUAUUUCCACAUAGGCAGAGGUUGUUCUUCUGAGGUUGGUUAUCAGAGGAGACUCCAGUACAUUUCGCUUGGUAGGGGUUGUUGGUACGUGGGAACAGCAGCACACGAGAUCGGACAUGCUCUAGGAUUUUACCACGAGCAAUCUCGUCCAGAUCGAGACAACUACGUAACCAUAUACAGACAAAAUAUAAUCCAAGGCAUGGCCUACAACUUCAAUAAGUACGGAAGAGAUACUAUUGACUCAUUGGGUACACCGUAUGAUUACGCAAGUGUGAUGCAUUACGACUCUUAUGCAUUCAGUGCCAAUGGAAGACCAACGAUCUUGCCCAACAAACAAGGGGUGACAAUCGGCCAACGUAAAGGAAUUAGUAGCAUGGAUGCAAAGCAGAUGAACCUUCUGUACAAAUGCCAGGGUGCCGGGGGAAAUAGUGGAAAUGGGGGAACCGGCGAAACUGGCGGUGGCGGAGGAAAUAGCGUUUGUCAAGAUGGUCACAGAAAAUGUCGAUACUGGGCAUCGAUCGGUGAAUGCCAAAAGAAUCCAAACUAUAUGCUAAAGACGUGCUGCAAGAGUUGUGGAGGGUGUAACGACUCGGACAAAAAUUGUGCCUACUGGGCAUCCAUAGGUGAGUGCAAGAAGAACGCUAUUUGGAUGUUGAGCCACUGCAAGAAAAGCUGCCGCAGCUGUUAAACAUGCAGCAUCUCUCUUCACGUUUGAGCAUCUUAAAUAAACAUGAGCUGUUAAAAUUGUUGCAAAGUGUUUAUCAAUGUGUACUUUUUAAAGGUGCAACAUCUGUGAAAGUGCUCCUCUUCGAGGUGUGGUGCGAAAUUAUAGAAACGCGCACAUUGUUGUACAGCGGUAUAGAGGAACUAUGAAACUGACGAUAGAAACAAGUUAGCGGGUGGGUUCGAGCUCAGGCUACUAUCUGGCGGAUGAUAAAUACAAAAUAAAGGAAAAGGCAAAGCCUUUUUUCGAUGAGUCAUUGAUAUUUUUUGGUACCUCUCAACGAGGUCCUACUUAACAUCUAAGACAAGGUGAAAUGAACUAUUUCUUAAUGUUUUUCUUUUUACAAUAUC
Molecule: messenger RNA, 1440 nt
Organism: Stylophora pistillata
Lineage: Eukaryota; Metazoa; Cnidaria; Anthozoa; Scleractinia; Pocilloporidae
Product: nematocyst expressed protein 6
Biological process (GO): proteolysis
Molecular function (GO): metalloendopeptidase activity; zinc ion binding
Source: RefSeq, a predicted model, not a curated record